UUUUUUUUCAAGUUGUCAACAAAAAUUCGCGAAGAUGGCUGCUUGGCAAGUGAUCUGCAAAGAAGUCGCCAAUUUGCGAGAGCUAAUGGCAAGAAAUGGACGGUUUUCAGCGGCGAUCGGUUGCCUGACAUUGCUCACCGUUGUCUUUUAUAACCACCUGUCCAUCCUCGCCAUACCAUGGUUCUUCCUGGGCGGCAUGGCCUCGUUCUACAUCCUCUUCAGUCGCAUCUCGGUCCUUCCCAACCUUCUGAUCAUGUACGAGAGAAAGAAGCCACUCACAGCCAGAGAGCAACCAUUGGCCCACAUCUGCACUGUGUGUGGCGACUCGGAUUGCAUGAGGCACAAGUCAGAUCUUACAUUGAACAAAGUACAACCCUGGAAUGACAUCUAUAUACCAGAACGAGUGGAUGUGGCCCUGUCAGAGCUUUUCGAGCUGAUUUUUAGAGAUUAUGUCUACAGCUGGUACACUCCCCUGAUCAGCAAGGAGGAAGAGUUUGUUAAUGAGCUCCGGGUCACCCUUCGUCACCUGGUCGCCGUGGUACUACGCCGUGUCAGAGAUGUGGACCUGCCGACGUUUAUACUCGACAAACUCGUCAAGGCCGCCUUGUGUCAUCUAGAUGUCUUGCUCAGAGCAAAGCAAAAAGCCAAAUGGGGAGAGGACUUUCAGGAGCUUGUGUUCAAGACCUACGGUAAUCAUCUACACUGUGCUGUCAGGAAUCGCAAAGCGGAGCUGGAGUACCUCAGACAUCUAUGUGAAAUGCUGUUCCCAUUGUUGAUUCCCAGGAAUUCACACGACAAUAAGGCCACCCAAACAUUUGUGCGAGAAGUGGCAAGUGGGUCUAUCUUCUUACUAGGGAUGGACGUUGUGGCUGAUCCAGAUAUUGUGAACAAGCUUCUCAUGAUAUUCUUUGAUGAAGAACCAUUCCCACCGGCAACAGAUCCUCCAUCUGAGAAAGUGGUUCUGUUGGAAUCCUUCAGUAACAUCCAUCCCGUCAACAAGUCUAGCGCUCUGCAGUAUGAGAUGUCUGAGAUCUUGGGGGACCACUCUCUCCUCUUCCCAUUCCUUCAGUACAUGAAACGAGACGGGGCUCUAAACAUCUUACAGUUCUGCCUGACAGUGGAGGAUUUUAACAGACGCAGCCUGGUGCCGGACAUGACCGACGAACAGAAGCAGUCCCUGCACGGGGAAGCCCAGGAUCUACACCUGCUGUAUUUUGCCCCCGGUGCCGUGGACAAGAUCAAGUUUGACGAGGACAUUGAGGCAGAGAUGCAAGAAAUUGUUAAUGGACCGUACGAAGGCGUAACAAGACUCAGGACCUCAUCAACUUUGUUCAGAGCCUACGAGCAUGCCUACAAGUUGAUGGAGAAUGUCUUCUGUCCACUUUUUCACCACAGCGAUGAGUAUUUCACCCUGAUGUGCGGCAAAAGACGGCAAGUCCUUCCCAAGCAGGCGACAAGGGUUGUCACCAAACGUUCUAGUGAUCCCAUUGCAGCUAUGCACAGACUGGGCAGCAGGAUCAAAGGAGUGUUCCGCAGCUCAAAUGCCGACAGUGACACUGCCAGUAUGUCUUCGUUGGACAUCGCUGAAUCAGAAUCCAGCCAACCCCCAUCUGACACAGAACUCCUCUCCGAUGAGGAGGAGGCUGGUAUGAAGUCGCCGAUCCACGACAUGAGCGCGUGGAGGGUCAGCAUCCCACGAAUAGAUGCCAGGCUGGACGGCACCAAGGAUUACUGUGUGUACGUCAUCGACGUGCAGCGGAUUGACGUCAAGGAAGGGGGAGGCGAGGAAACAUCCUGGGAAGUGGAAAGGCGCUACCACGAGUUUCAUGUCUUGGAGGCCAAACUCAAAGAAUUCCAUGGUAUAUUCGAAGAUGCCCAGUUGCCCCAGCGAAGACCCCUGCACCCGUUUGCCUCAAUCUCCCUGGAUUUCAUGGAGAAGAGAAAAGACAGCUGCGAGAAAUUCCUCCAGACACUCUUGACUAAACCCAACUUACGAAGCAGCCAGCUUCUCUACAGCUUCCUGACCAAGAGUGAAGAGUUUGUCAACAAGUUCUUGGGAGAUGUCAACCUUGGGAAGUUGGUCAGAACGAUGUCUUACAGAGUUAUCAAAGAGCGAGGGCAGCAUCUGGAUCCAUUCCUGCAGUCAUUCAUUGCCUCCGUCGAGGCACCAAAACCAAAGGCAGGAAAAAUGGAAGAAGCAGUUGACCCAGCCAAGCACCUUGCUGAAAAGCUGGACAGUCCCAUAUUUGGUGAUAAUGCCGGUCUGCCAUUGAUACGAGAAACGCUCAAAGAACCCGGCCCGGAUCCCUCGGCAGACUACCUACAACUCAACGGGAUAUUCGACUACAUUCUCUACCUUGCCACUGCCGUAUUCAACGUCGCUCCAUGGAUGCACCAGGGGCUGAUAGUCUUCCAGAAACUCUUCAAGAACUCACUGGAGACAUUCCUUGACAGCUAUCUGGCCAAGAAACUGGAGAUUGUGCAGUCUGAGGAACAAGUGGAAGACAUCAUUCAUAAUCUGAGAGAUGUUCUUUUCUUUGAUGAUGAGCCUCCAAGAACAGAUGCCCAGAAGCAGCAGCGCAAGGAGGAAACCUUCCAGCAGAUGCUCGACUUCUUCCCCAAGCAACUGCAUCAGGUGAUUGGGGAGGACAAGUUUUGCGCCGGUCUGCGAUUCGUCUUUGACGGCUUGCAGUAUCCCAAACUCAACAAACAGCUUGCCUAUACAUUGCUCGACAUAGUACUUUUGGAGGCUUUUCCUGAACUUGCCGUUAAUGUGAAGGACCCAUCAGCAGAGGUGUAAGCCGUACGUCAUUGAAGUCUUCAAGGGUUCUGUAACUUUGUUCUGUAAAUAUGUACCGAUAUGAUCAUGAUAUAACUGAUAACUAGCAAUUUUUCAAUAACAGGUGAGAGCAGGUCCUAUUAGUUGUUUGACAGCAUGAAAAAAAUAGCUCUAACUUUCGUAGAAAGAUAAUACGCCAAUACAAAUAAUGACAUUAGUAAUGUGAAUUAAUGUUUCGGGUGGCGUGGUUGGCUUGUGCAUAAAGCGCUCGCCUCUCACCACUGUGGCCCUGGUUCGAAUCCCAUCCACGGACCAUUCUUGCCAUAUGCGAGUACAGUUCUCACCUGUGCCACGAGGGUUUUUCUACAGGCCCUCCGGUUUUCCUCCCUCCGGAAAAAUCAAAUACUUUUGAUCUCUGGCUGUGCUCCGUGGUCAUAUAUGGGUUGAUGUGGCUGGCUGCAAAAAGUGAGCGGCUCAACUACAUCUACUUUGUGGUCGCGCCCUUCGCAAUUCAGCUUCUCAUCUGCCAGUAUGGAUGAUUAGAGC
This is a messenger RNA of Patiria miniata (bat star), 3325 nucleotides long. Its product is annotated as sorting nexin-14-like. The record is from RefSeq and is a predicted model, not a curated record. Gene Ontology annotation, molecular function: phosphatidylinositol-3,5-bisphosphate binding. Gene Ontology annotation, biological process: autophagosome maturation. The transcript is spliced from 30 exons. The coding region runs from base 35 to 2800 and encodes 921 amino acids. Gene Ontology annotation, cellular component: late endosome. NCBI's taxonomy places the organism in Eukaryota, Metazoa, Echinodermata, Asteroidea, Valvatida, Asterinidae.